AUGUCUCUCCCUCCCAAAACUGGUAUCGUGCCUCCUCCGCCUCCACCUCCGCCAGCGGCCAUGAAAUUUCCCACUUCUAUGGCGCCCCAACCACCUUUGGUGGCAUCAACAGGUCCUCCGGGUACUUUCCAGGUUGAGUUGUUGAUUUACAAUGGCUCGCCAUUCAAAGAUCACUGGGCUUACUGGGUGCGUUCACGCACCAACCCUGAUAUCGGCGUCAAGAUACACGCUACUGGUAACGUCGGGAAUGGCUUUGAGCUCGAAAUCAAGCGAUGUAUUGACCUGCAAACGACUGAUGAGCGUCCCACAAAGAGGGUUCCUCUGCAGUGGGUCGAUGGGAAGUACUUUGACCAGAAUGCUAUGCUCAACAACGGAGAAUCAAAAAUUGACAAUAAAACCGUCUGUCGCUUCGAAGCGAGCGCUUUUGAAGUCAAAGCACCGGAAAAGACGUUGAAUGUAGUUGGCAACGCGGUGCGUUCGGACAUAAUUUCCUCUCAGCCUGUGUUCUCGGGACAUAUGCCUUUCGCCUUUCUUUUUUCCCGGGACUAUACUUCGGAUAUCGGGUUUGGUGACACGGAUGCAUAG
Penicillium salamii is the source of this 585-nucleotide messenger RNA. NCBI's taxonomy places the organism in Eukaryota, Fungi, Ascomycota, Eurotiomycetes, Eurotiales, Aspergillaceae. The record is from the annotation of a GenBank genome assembly.